CCAAUACAUAAACCUUUGCUACUGUAAUACUUUUCUCUCUUCGUGUAUCAUUUGGAUUGCUCUCUCUCUCUCUCUCUCUCUCUCCCUUCUUAAAGUGUCAAAAUUCUGCAAAUGACGCGUUUCAAUGGCGGCGAGCACCACUUUACAGCCCUUCCUCUAUCUCCUCUCGUCUAAAUAACCCACCACCACGUCCACUCAACCAUCACUCCGAACCACCACUACCCAUGUCCCCACUCCUCCUCCUCCUCUUCACCACUCUCUCUCUUCUCCUCCUCCUCUUGAUCAUCAUCACCUUCUCUCUCCACAAAAGACUCAAGAAAACAGAGCAACAACAAACCUCGAGCUCAACAACCCAAUGCUACCCAUCCAAAUCGGACCCGACCCAUUUGAUCCAUUCGAAUUCGGACCCGACUCAUUUGACCCACUCGCUCCUCCUCGAGAUCUUACCCCCCAAUUCCCCAAAAUGGGACACUCUGUUCAAGAACUGCGAAAACCUGGUUCGAGAUGAGCCGGGUUUGGAUUUGGAGAGGGUCGGGUCGGAUUGUGGGGAGAAGAAGAGGAAGAAGAAGAGGGCGAAGAAGAAGCGACCCGAUUCGAAACCCGAAGACGACGGCGGGUUAGGAGAGAAGAAGGAGGAAGGGUUGGUUUGCUUGUACCCGUUUACGACGUCGUCUAGUGCGACGCAGAGGAGGAUUAAGCAGCAGUAUGAUCAGCUUGUCAAGUGUCAUGAAUCUGAUGGGUUGACACUGGCUCAGGUUGGACAAUUUGUUAAUUGCUUGAUUGAAGCAAGAAAUGAGCUACAGCACAAGUCUGACGCUUUACAGCGUAAGUUCACAAUAACGAAGGCUCUACUAUUUAAGGCAGAUAGGUCUUCAUUUGACCGCUUCCGUCAACAGAUAUACAAGUUAGAAUUAGAACAAAAGAGAUUAGAAGAGGAUGCAUUUGUAUAUAACUGGCUCCAGAAACAACUCAAGCUCUCACCGGCAUAUAAGAAGAUGCUUGAAAUCGGUGCAUACAUGGAAUUACAAGCAAAAUCUGGUGAGCUGACAGAAAGUGCAGAUUCCGAGUUUGAAGAUACUAUUUCAUUCGAAGAACUAUUAGCACAAGAAAAGAAGGAUUCGUUCUGGCAGAAAAAUGGGAAACCUCGAACAUGCUCGGGCUAAUGACGAAGUCUUUCUUCCUAACCUUACUCGUGGCGUUCUCUAAUAACAAAUGUGCAUCCAAGACCCGGAAAUAUGCACCCAUUGCUGGAUUUUUACCACGUGCUUUGGUGGUUUUGUCUUUCGAAUGGCAAUGUGGUGCGCAACUUUUUGUGUUCUUUUUAGGGUUUUACCCAGCGGAAGCUAAUAAAAUUCCGCUUGUGGUGAACUUGACCAUGUUCCAUCUUCUGAUAUAAUUCUAUGUUGCUAAUUACUUAUUGUCUA
Rhododendron vialii is the source of this 1424-nucleotide messenger RNA. RefSeq lists its product as uncharacterized. The record is from RefSeq and is a predicted model, not a curated record. Lineage: Eukaryota; Viridiplantae; Streptophyta; Magnoliopsida; Ericales; Ericaceae. The coding region runs from base 225 to 1163 and encodes 312 amino acids. The transcript has 6 exons.